This is a messenger RNA of Dentiscutata erythropus, 624 nucleotides long. The record is from the annotation of a GenBank genome assembly. Lineage: Eukaryota; Fungi; Glomeromycota; Glomeromycetes; Diversisporales; Gigasporaceae.
AUGGAGCCUAUUAUACAUAAAGUAAAUAACACAUUUGAAUCUUUAAAAGCACUUGAAAGUGUAGCUAAUUUAGCUACUAAGGUUAAUAAGUUUGCUUUCUCAAGAAUAGAUAGUAAUCUUAUAGAAUGCAGAGAUAAAUUACCUUUUAUUAUUUUGCAAUAUAUCAAAGAUGGAGAAUGGCCAAUAUGUGUUGCCAAAUGUCCUGAAGCUCUUAUUGUAGAUUCAACUUACAAAACAAAUAUUUGUAAGUACUCUUUUGUUAGUGCUAUUAGUAUUAACAAUAUAAGCAAUAAAAAAGGUAUAUUGGUAUUAUACCAAAUUGCAAUAGCUUGGAUAGAGAAUAAAAGCAAGACAUUAUAUAUAUGGCUUUUGCAAACACUUUAUUUCAAUAUUUAUGAUGCAUAUAAUUGUCUGCCAAAUGUUUUUAUAUCUGAUAGAGAUCAGGCAUUACAAAAUGCUGCAGCUAAAAUGUUUUUACAAUUGAACGAAAUGCUGUGUUUGGUAUCUUUUAAAGCAAAACCUAAAACUAAUUGGCACAAACUUUUUGAAAAUGACAAUAAUUAUGAAUUAUUUAAAAAAGAAGUUAAGGCUCUUCAUUUUACUUCCAAUAAAAAAAAUUUCUAA